UGAGACAGGCAAACCUGUUAUGUGAAUGUCAGAGACUUGCCUACCUGUGUGAAAACAAUGCAGAAAGUCCAGAAUUAGACAGAUGAUCCAAUGAGAAAGAAACUGAUUGCUGAAAAAGAAAUGUAUGUUGUAAUUACAAGAAACAAAGAAUCGACAAAAUGAGCCUGGACACCAGCACAAUAAAUGCCAUUGAACAUUGGGAUGCGUGGGUGGAGUCUAGAAAUAAGACCCUGGGGGGUCCAGUGAUUCCUCUGUGUAAGGAGCUCCGGACUUUCACCCCACAGCAAUUAAACACUAUAGUACCUAUGUUUGUGAAGGAAGUUGAAGUUAAAAAUGGACCAACCUCUAGAAAGUCCAUCAAACGAAUCCUCUCAAAGAUUCAACAAUGUCUCGAUUCACAGGAAGGAGGCUGUAUAAAACAACAUAGAUUAUUGACUUGUAAAGUUAAACAAACCAUCACAGAUAGGGUAGCUGUAAAGCACAACUAUGUAACUUCAGAAAUGGAGAAAAAAUUAUGGCAGGUUAAUGUAUUAGAUUUAAUAUCUAAUGAAGGACUCAGCUAUGCAAUUUACUUCUAUAAUGUUAAAAUAUUUGGCAUUACUUCUGCAAAAGAUCAUCAAAGUCUGAAACCUCACUUCUUCAAGUUUUCAGAAAAUGCAUGUGGACAAUAUGUUUUGCUGAAUUGUGCAAUGCUUUCAUCUUUUGGCUUAUAUAAAGAGCACUUCUGUAGAAAAAGAAAAACUUUGAAUAAUGAGGUAGAAAUACCUUGUAAGAUCAUCCAUUAUGAAGACCCCGAGAAUCCAAGGUCAUAUUACAAACUUCUAAAGAAAAACUUGCACAGCAUUGCUCAAUAUAAUAAAACAAACUUCUACUUAAAACCGUGUGAUAAUACUGAGGGAUUUACUAAUAAGGUGUUUGAAAAGAAAAAAAUUAAAUCCUGUGUUCAGGACAUGAUGAGGAGUGCAGGUCAUGGAAAACCAUACAACAAUCAGUCGCUGAGGCUUUUGAUGGAAUGUGGAGACAGUAUUUUAAAAUCAGGUCCUGGAUAUGAAUAUGUGCUUUGUGCUAGAAGAAGCACCACUGCCAACCACAGUAUACUUAAAGAAAUCAGCAAGAAACUGGAUCCACCCCUGCCCCCUCAGCCAGAGACACCUGUUCUUCCAUCACCAGUCCCUGUAGUCACCGUGACUUCUCUUGCACCUACUAAUACUCAAGAGGACAGACCUGUUCCUCAGCAGCAUAAAAUCUAUAAAAGUAGGCAUGCACCACCUAAAUCACUCAACCCUCCUCCUCAAAAACGUCUGCGAAUUGAGGAGAUGUCUUGCACUGCUCCUUCUCAGGAGGUACUUCCGGCCAGUGCAGCAGACAACCAGUCGGGAGAUGUUACGGUAAAGACUGAAGCGUUAGAUUACAAUAAUAACCCUGAAGCUACCUCCCAAGAAAGUCCUGUGGUGGAUACUUCCCCACAAUGUCACCUGAGAACCAAUGUUGAUAUCCGUCAUGGCAGUUUUAACAUCAGACUGGCUGAGCUUCUCCCACCAGGGGCUAAGGAUGUCCACAUUGAGGGGACCAAAAGUAAUACAGAGGAACAGAUCCUAUUAAAGAUUGAUUUCAGAGUUGGGUGAUUGUAAAUAUUAGUGGCUAUAGUAUGUAAGCAUUAGGAUAGUAUGUGGACUGUUAGUUUGUGUACAUAUAUAAAACUGUUAAAAACAUAAUUUUUCAUAAAUGUUCCUUCAAUCCUUUGUUUUUAUUUUGAUCAAGCAACUAUAAUGUACUUUGUAUUCAUGUAAUAAUUGAAUAUGUGUAUAAAAGGCCAGUCAGGUAAGCAUGUUGGCCCAUGGGCCUCUUAUUUUGUGAAAAUGUUUAUUGUGUCAGGUCUGUAAGCUAAUGAUUUAGAGAGCUGCAAUGCACUCUUUUUUGUACAUGAUUUUUUUCAAAAAAUUUUAAAAAUAAUUUUUGUAAGGGAAAAGCGUUCAAUGAAGAGAGUAUACACAUUUUUUGUAAUUAAUGCGAGGGCAUAGACUUUAUUGUAAUUAAUUUGAGAGUAUAUUUCAUUGUAAAUAAUUUUAUUAACACUUAAUUGUAAUUAAUUUGAAAACAUAAUUUUAUUAUGAUUAA
Messenger RNA from Saccostrea echinata, 2118 nucleotides. RefSeq lists its product as uncharacterized. The record is from RefSeq and is a predicted model, not a curated record. Lineage: Eukaryota; Metazoa; Mollusca; Bivalvia; Ostreida; Ostreidae. The transcript is spliced from 2 exons. The coding region runs from base 159 to 1625 and encodes 488 amino acids.